Messenger RNA from Blepharisma stoltei, 2368 nucleotides. The record is from the annotation of a GenBank genome assembly. Lineage: Eukaryota; Ciliophora; Heterotrichea; Heterotrichida; Blepharismidae.
AUGAAUAAAAUCAAUAAGCUAUUAAAUCGCUCAGAAAGAGAUUAUAACGAAUAUUUAGCUCAGAAAAUACUGAAAGACAUCAACAUUUGGAAAACUCUUGAUUCAAUCAAGAACUCUUAUUUAAACAAGCUUGAUUUAGUUGAUUUUCCAGAUAUUUUGUCUUGCUUUAAUAGUUUUAUUAGAGAAAGCAAUAAAGAAGAUCUCGUGAAAUUGAUUUUGCUCUCUAGAACGUCAAAAGAAAUUGAUUUAGCAUGCAGUAAUGCUGCAACUAUACUUGCCAAAAGCGAUUUCGUAUUUAAAGAUAUCGAUUUCAGCAGAAUUCGCAUCCCAAAAGCUGACCUAUCCCAGCGCCUAUUCGUAAAUGCAACUUUUGAAAAUAGCUAUUUAAAGGAAGUCAAGUUUUUACAGUCCCAAUUUCAUUGUGUGAAUUUUAAAAAUUGUGACCUCAGCUGUGCAAAUUUUGGGUAUUUUAUAAAAUUUAAUUCAAAGGAUGCAAAAGGGCUCAAUUUCUCUACAGAUGAUAAAUAUUUUUACUAUCAAAAUGAUGAUAGUGUCAUAGAAAUUGACUUAAAAGAGCAAAAAAUUAGAAAUAAAGUCAACUUAAACGAUUUUAUUACUACAAAUAUUACGUACACUCAUAGCUUUAGAUUCGAAUCUUCCUUAGCAAGUGUUCAUGGACAAUAUAUAAAGAUUAAGGACAAUUAUGGAAAUAGACUUAUAUGUGAGCUUAAUUUGCAUAGAUUGGUAAUUUCAUCAAAUUGAAAAUAUAUUGCAGCUCUUGAUGCCAACUCAACUGUUCUUAGCUGGGAUAUAGAGAAAGGCAAACAGAUUCUUGGAAUUACUAAAGCCCUCACUUAUAGAACCUCAAAAUUGGUUUUUUCUCCAUCCAAUAGAUAUUUAGCAAUGAUAAGAGCAGGAUCAAUUUCUGUAAUCGAAACUGAAAAUUGGAGUCUCUAUAGGAAAUUUUGAGGAAAGUUUCCUAUUAAAAACGUUUUUUCUAUUUCUUAUUGUGGACAAAAAAUGGCUUUCUGUGAUUCUGAAUCAAUAUAUAUCAUAGAUACUAUAACCUCAGCUAAAACAAAAAUUUUUUAUAGGACAGGAAAGAUAUUAUGUUUGUCAUUUUCUCCUUGUGGAAAAUUUUUAGCAAUCAAUCCAAAAGGAAAUGAGGGAUUUAUUAUAGACUUAAAAACGAAGAAUAUUUCACAAUUUUUUUCUGGAUUUGAAGGCAAUAUUAUAUCAGUAAUGUUUUCUAUUUCAGGAAAAUAUAUUUCUUGGAGCGAUUCUAAAGGGAGUAUAAAAAUUUAUGAAUUUUCUUCUAAAUUUGUCCAAAAUGAUAAUAAUAGGCAUCUUACCAUUUAUAAAGCUAAAGUAUCUCCAAAAGGUACAUAUCUCAUUACUACAAGUUUAGAAAAAUCUAUCUUAUGAGAACUGAGAACUUGUAACCCAAAACAAAUCAAAAAAUUCAUGCAAAAUGGGUGGUAUAAUGACUAUGUAUUUUCUCCUUUUGAAACUUAUUUAUUGAGAAAAUUUGGUGAUAAAAUACAAAUAUAUGACAUCAAGCGGGAUUUUUCAAUAAAAACAUUAAGUUUUGAACAAUGGUGGAAUCUUGAAUAUUCAUUUUCUCGUUGUGAAAAUUAUUUGAUCUGCUUGGAUAAAUUGUCGUAUAAGUAUUACAGCAUCCCUGAUUUUACUUUAGUUAGAAUAAUUAAAACCCAACAAAAUGGUAGCCAUCUUACUUCCUUUGAGUAGGCUAAAUUAUUGUUUAUUGUAAUUAUUUUAUAUUAGUUUUAAAAAAAUAAAUUAAAUUAGAUAAUUUAAUAAAAUUAAAUAUAAAUAUUUCCCACUUAUAUAUAAAAUAAGUUAUUUAUUUAAAAGUUUAAAAUAUUUAUCUUUUGGAGUAAGGGUUAGAUUUUCCGAAUGUGGAAAUUAUGAUUUUUGAUAUGAUUCUCAAAAUUUUCUUUAUGUAUGAGAUUUACAAAAAGGUGACUGCAUGAAAAAAAUGCAUAUGGAGAGCUUCAUAUGCUCUAUUAGGGCACUAUCACCUUUUUUAUUACAUAUUGCGUUUUUUACGUCAAGAGAGAAUGUAAAUUAUAUAGAUAUUCUAAAUGUUGAUGAUGGAGACAUUGUUAGUUUAAAAAGUGAAGGAAAAUCUUUUAGUUGCUGCAUUGCUGAUUCUGAUGGGGCAUUGCUUAUUGAAGGGUGCAAAAAAGGAAUUUUUAAUUUAUGGGAUAUAAAAACAAAAACUGUCAAGCAGAAAUUUAGGUCUUUAUUUUCGAGGGAUAUCAAUGCAGUUGAAGUUGCUAAUAACCAUAUUAUAAUAAAAGAAAAAGAUAAUGUUGAAAUUUUCAGCAUGGCUCAGCUGGGUUAG